This is a messenger RNA of Morchella importuna, 1332 nucleotides long. RefSeq lists its product as uncharacterized. The record is from RefSeq and is a predicted model, not a curated record. NCBI's taxonomy places the organism in Eukaryota, Fungi, Ascomycota, Pezizomycetes, Pezizales, Morchellaceae. Bases 1 to 1332 code for a protein of 443 amino acids. The transcript has 5 exons.
AUGCAGGCUAAUUUCCAUACACUCCUCUGGCUGCUGACCGCAGCAGCCUCAGUGGUCUUUGGGCUGUCAAUCACAAGCGCGACAACAACGACGCUGGGGGUUGAUGUCGAGGGCAGUGCGCGCCUCAAUGGCGGGAGCUUUCAGACGAGUGCGAUCACGUCGUAUAAUGGAUGGCAGUACGCAGCGUUCUAUAAUACAUCAGGCACAUAUGCACAGAACCUGGUGACGCUUGGCCGACGCAAGAUUAAUCCUGUUGCGGCGUGGGAGUUCAUUGUCUUUAAGGACUAUGUGCAGACCACUAUUGAUGGGCAUAAUACGAUCUCGCUGGGCAUCUCUACCGGCGAUGGUACCAUCCAUCUCAGCUAUGACCAUCACGACGUCCCUCUCCACUACCGCGUCUCGCAGCAGGGCGUCGCAACAAACCCAGCCUCCUACACAUGGUCCACCGCGCUCUUCGGCAGCACCCUCAACGCCCUCCCCGGCGCAACCGGCAUCUGGACACCCGUCACAUACCCGCGCUUCGAGCGAGUCGACAACGACCUCUUCUUCGAGCUCCGAAUUGGCGCCUCCGGCUCCGGCGACUCCUACAUCUACCUCUACAGCUCCAGCACGCACAGCUGGUCCCAAGUCGGUCGCUACCUCCAAGGCAGCGAUAACAACGCCUACAUCAACGGCAUCGACUACCUUUCGGGCCGCCUCCAAGCCUCCUGGACCUGGCGCGAGACACCCGACGUUGUGACAAACCACGACCUUGGCUAUGCCUACUCCGACGAUAAGGGGCUUACGUGGAAGAACAACGCCGGGACCACAAUUGCGAGCAUGAGCGCCGGCACGGCCAUUGGACCCACGACGAGCGGAAGCAUUGUGUACACGAUCCCGCAAGGGAGUGGGAUCUUGAACCAGGAGGGGCAGAUUGCGGAUGCAGCCGGGAGGUUCCAUGUGUUGAAUAGGGAGACGACGAGCGGCACCUAUUUGUGGUACCAUUAUUGGCGGAGCGCUACUGGCAUCUGGACCCGCAAUGCCCUCUCCAUCAGCGGCCUCGGUGCUCCCACCGCCACCGGCCUCCGCGGCAAGCUGGCAAUCGCCAACAGCGGCGAGCUCAUUGCGCUGAUCCCAUCCAACACAAACACAGAGGUGUACAUCUACGCAUCGACGGUCGCGGGGUCGUUCAAGGACUGGAAGCUCCUGUGGACAGGAACAGGAUUUAGUACGGAGCCGCUGUUCGACAAGGCGAGGUUGAAGGACCAGAAUAUACUCUCUGUGUUCUUCAGGCAGUCCGGGUCGUAUCCGGAUAGGAAGCUGCAGGUUAUCGAUUUUGCGCUGGGGUCGUAG